This is a messenger RNA of Exophiala bonariae, 963 nucleotides long. RefSeq lists its product as uncharacterized. The transcript has a single exon. The record is from RefSeq and is a predicted model, not a curated record. NCBI's taxonomy places the organism in Eukaryota, Fungi, Ascomycota, Eurotiomycetes, Chaetothyriales, Herpotrichiellaceae. Gene Ontology annotation, molecular function: 2-oxoglutarate-dependent dioxygenase activity. The coding region runs from base 1 to 963 and encodes 320 amino acids.
AUGGGCGACCAAGAACCAUUUUCAGCCUUGCCACCACAAGGACCACCACCGCUCCUCUCUGGAAGCCAACUACUAGAUCUCGCCCGGCAAGGUUGGCUGGAGAUUGCGCUCCCAGAUUCCCUGGCAGCUGCCAUUCCAUGUUUGUUCAGGGACUCGGAUUCUUUUUUCGCUAAUCCUACGAGCGUUAAAAAGAAAUCGUUUCCCCAGAAACAAAAGACAGAGUUUGGGUACUACGAAGUGGAAAACGAAAAGGAGUACGUCACUUUCCGCUGUCGUACGGCUACGAGUAGUGGUCCUGAAGCCGACGUCCAAGUCCACGAGUCGAUUGCAAGGGCAUCAGCCGAAAAUCUGAAGUCCGCCACAGCUAACAUUUGGAGCGAAGGCGGCAGGAUGUUACACCGAAUCCUCUGCGAUAUUGCGCGAGCUAGCGAACUCGACAUCGGUGUCUGGGAUUCGAUAUUGGAGGACACGCUUGAGAUGCCGUCAUCUGAGCAGGAAAUGUCAUACACGUUGAUGCGAGUCUUUCACUAUCUCCCGGCGAUGGGGAAAGCGGACAUGCACAGUGAUCUAGGUCUGCUGACGUUGUGCAUCGGAGACCGACGUGGAUUGCAAGUCUGUGAUGUCGUGAAUUCUUCAGAGAAUGACUUGAAAUGGAUUGAUGCAUCGGAGGGCACGAAGACGGCGAUUGUGCUUGUAGGCCAGACGCUGAAGAUGCUGUCGGAUGGGGCAUUGAAUGCAGGAGUGCAUCGAGUUGCUGGGAAUCCCGAAGGUAGGAGGAGUAUUGUUUAUGCUCUAAGGCACUCUUCGAAGAACGUUAUUGAUUUGGGUCGAUUUGGAAGAGAGGGGCGCAUUCGUCCUGAUGAGCUUUACAAGGUCAUGGGAGUGGGGAGGGUCAAUAUCAAUGCUGUGAGAGACACGAGGGACAAGCAGCGAGAGGCUCUGGGGUACAAGGGUCAAGGAUAA